AUGGCGGAAGAAGUACCAUAUGAAGUGGCUACAAGUCUCAUCAACACGUUGGCUUCAGCAGCCUUCAGAGAGAUUGCUUCCAUUUAUGGGGUGGAGAGAGAGAUUGAUUGGCUGAAGGAAACUGUUGGAGACAUCAAAGCAGUUCUCGCUGAUGCUGACCACAAGCAGCAAACUGAACAACUCAUCCAGCGCUGGAUAACCAAAGUCAAACAAGUUCUUUACGAUGCAGAUGACUUACUUGAUGAGAUCCACACUAAACAUUUGCUGCGCCAGAGGGAUGGAAAGGGAAAGGUAAGUGACUUCUUCUCAUCCUCCAAUCCAAUCCUUUUUCGCUCCAAAAUUGCUCGCAAGAUCAGAAGCAUUAAAGAGCAAUUUAAUGCUGUUAAUAAAAGAAUGUCGGAGCUGAAUUUAGAUCGAAGAGCUGUUGAAACGAAGCCUAAAAAGAGUAACCGGAGGGAAACUAGUUCUAAGCUUGAAGAGAAUAUCAUUGGCAGGGAGGAAAGUGAGAAAGAGGUUAUUAAUCUGUUGCUAAAUACUGAUAACAAUGAAAAUGUUUCUUUGGUUGCUGUUGUGGGGAUAGGUGGUUUAGGUAAAACUGCUCUUGCCCAACUGGUCUACAAUAACGCUAAAGCCAACAAACUCUUCGAUAAGCAAAUGUGGGUAUGUGUUUCUGACGAGUUUGAUGUGAAAGCACUCGUUAAAAAAAUAUUGGAAUCCUCAAUUAACGAUGGUGUGAGUGACCAACAAUUGGAACUGCUCCAAAAUAAACUUGAGCAGAAUUUGAAUGGCCAGAAAUAUUUGCUGGUCCUUGACGAUGUGUGGACUGAGGAUAGAGAAAAGUGGCUACAUUUGAAAAAAUAUCUGAUGUGCGGUGCCAAAGGUAGUAAGAUUUUAGUGACUACUCGUAAUCAAACGGUGGCCAAUAUAAUGGGUGUUAAGAGGCCAUAUCUUUUGGAAGGAUUGGACAAUGACCAAUCUUGGAAACUGUUGAAAAGAUUGACAUUUGAUGAUAAUGAAAUAACGACCCCAAAUCUGGAGUCUGUGGGCCAAAAAAUUGCAGAAAAAUGUAAGGGCGUUCCGCUGGCAAUAAGAGCUAUGGGAAGUUUGUUGCGCUCAAAAUCACGGGAAAGUGACUGGGAAGAUCUCUUAAAAGGUGACUUUUGGAAGCUACGUGACGCUAAUGAUUCAAUUAUGCCAAUUUUAAAGUUGAGUUAUGACAGUCUGGCAAUUGAAUUAAAACAGUGUUUUGCUUAUUGUUCUUUAUAUCCAAAAGAUUCGAGAUAUAAUAAGAAUGAAUUGAUUGAUAUGUGGAUGGCACAAGGCUUCCUUGAAAACAAAGACGAGGAACAAUGUCUAGAAGACGUCGGUGAAGAGUACAUUCGUAUUUUGUUGAUGAAGUCAUUUUUGCAAGAUGUUGAGACGGAUGGAUUAGGAGAAAUGGAAUAUUUUAAAAUGCAUGAUUUGAUGCAUGACCUAUCCCAAUCAGUUGCUAGUAGCUUUGACAUAUACAUUGAGGGAGGAAAAGACGUUCCAAGGUAG
Neltuma alba is the source of this 1539-nucleotide messenger RNA. Its product is annotated as putative disease resistance protein RGA3. The transcript has 2 exons. Gene Ontology annotation, molecular function: ADP binding. The record is from RefSeq and is a predicted model, not a curated record. NCBI's taxonomy places the organism in Eukaryota, Viridiplantae, Streptophyta, Magnoliopsida, Fabales, Fabaceae. The coding region runs from base 1 to 1539 and encodes 512 amino acids.